AAUUUGAGCAUCCUGAAAAGUUGCUAGUUUUAUGUCCCUACCGUCCCUACAGUAUGCAAACCUGCGCCCUUGCCCCGGAUGAGUGGGCAAGCACGUACUCAUCCAAAAUACACAUUGUCAUUUCCCAAUUCUUUGAUUCUGUGAGAAAGAGAGGUGUUGAAAAGAAAGCAGUGGCGGGUGGUAGCAAUGCAGGAUUAUCGGGCAUGGACAUCAAGCAAAGACGCUAAUAGGAUCAAGCUCCAAGUGGAAAGAGCACAAAUAGAUGUGCUGGCAAGUGGCAAACAAUCCACAUACAGUGUUUUGAUUUUCUUGUCUGCUCUUUUGCUGCAUCUUCAAGCAGCUUCCACAUCUGAGACCAAAAGCAACGAGAUGAAGGUCGUGCUCACUCUGCUUUUCCUGACAUCACUGGUCACGAUUAUCAGCGGUGCCUCGGACAACACAAAUCCGUCAGAGGACGCUCUAAAAGAGUUGUCAGAGGCUGGAGAGAAAGCGGUGGGCGAGGAGGUGAAGCGCGCCUUGUAUGGUGUAGGCCAGAUGAAGGAUGUGCUGUGGAAGAACCAGCGCAAGCAUGAGCACCUCAUCAAGUCUCUGCUGCACAGCGGCGAAAAGAAAAAGGGCGCGGCACAGUUAACGCAGGACGUAACAGAGAAGCUGCAGGAAGCCGAGGCGCAGUGCAGGGUCUCCUUGCAGUCGGAAUGGGACGAGUGCCGACCUUGUUUGGAGGACGCAUGUAAAACCUUUUUCACCAACACCUGCCGCAGAGGCUUCGCUACCUUCCAGACGAAAGUUGAAAACUUCUUCCGCCGUGUGUCAAGACGCUUAAGCUUCAGUGAACCGAUAGCAGAAAUGGAUGACGGUCAGUUGAACCAAAACCCAGAUGACUCUGACUCGGAGGUGGUCCGCAUCCAGGAUGCCUUCACUCGCCUGAGCCGCAAAGUGGAAACACUGGUGAACAGCAGUGCAGCCCUGGCUUCCAGAAUGAGCGAUGGAUUGGAUCAGGCGGUCCGCAGGGCACUCUUGAGCGGACCCCCGAUGGCGAGCGCUACCCAGGAUCCAGAUGACCCUGCCCGUGACUCGGGCUUCCUGCAGGGCGUGGGCCUUGAGGAGGUGCUAGAGUCCUUCUUUGACUUUGGCCGUAGCGUGGUGGAGGAGUUUGGGGCAGUGGUAACCCAGGCGUUUGAUGGCCUCCAAGGACCGCAGCCAGAUGACAGAAAGAGAGAGAAACUAUUCCCACGCCUCCUCCGUAACAGGCUGCUGUGCCGGGAACUGCGGAAACAAUCGUCGGAGUGCUGGCAGCUGCAGAGCCAGUGUGAGGCCUGCCAGGGGUCUUUGUUGACAGAAUGUCCCAGCGUGAGGGAGCUACAUGUGGAGCUGGAGCAGGCCUCGCAGUUGCUGGGCAUCUCCCAGGAACAGUACGACGAGGUCCUGUCCAUCGUGCGGCGCCACACCGACGAGACGCUGGGCUGGCUGGGCAACAUGGCAGCCGAGUUCGGAUGGGUGGCGCGGGCUGACACAAGAAACCUUUUCCGCCUCACCAGGGUGGCGCCAAAGAGCCAAGACCAGAACAUGUCAGCAAGAGAGACCCAAGUGGAGGUGAACAUCCUCGACUCCCCUCCUUUUAUCUUCUCCGUGCCGGGGGAACUGCAGCUGCAGGACCCAGCCUUCAUACAGUUUGUGGCCCAGGAAGCCCUUGAUAAGUACAAGGGGAUGGUUAGGUACGAAGAGGAUGAGUGAGCAACACCCAAAAGAAGAACACCAUGUAGUUGCAGACCUUAAUUUUAAAAUGUUGAUAGUAGGCAUGUGCCGGUAUAAAAUUUUAACGGUAUGAUAACUUUAAGCAAAAAUACCGCGGUUUCACGGGAUUGCAAUUAUAGCUCUAAAAUAUAUUAUUUUGAGAUGUAUGGGUUAAAAUUUUCCCCUCAUUCAACAGGAUUUUUAUUUUUCAAAGCAUAUUUGCAAAUUGGAACAUCGACAUGAAUAUAAUGUUAAAGUAAAAAAAUAACAAAUAUUUUACACUUUAAAUAAAAUUGAAAUAAAUAGAACUAAACCCACAAUGGCGUAAGACUUUACCAAAGCACGCUAAUAGAGAGAAAACUAGUUAGCUGCCUUGGCAUGCUAACUAGCCACGUUAACAAGCUUACGUUAUAGUGUUUAACAUUGUUUGACACACAAAACACGCUCGAGUUAACUCUUGUAGCUGGUGGCAAACGUUCAUGAAAGCGUCUACUUACCUUAGUCUUUGUGUAAAGUGACGGAUGAUGGUCACGUAAAUGUUAAAUCAUGUUGGAGGUGUUGCCUGCACAUCGGCUGUACUUCCUCCUCUAAGCUGCGGCCGCGUUUCUUUUUAGUAGCCGAAAUACUCCCAUUCCAGACUUUUUUGAGGGGGUUUUGAAAAAGCUCAGGUGUAGUUUUGACAGCGACAGCAGUGUCACUGGCACAAAGGACAAAGCAACAACCGGCGGGGUGAGUGCUGCCACUCCAAGCCAAUUCUCGCUGCAUUUUUGGGACAUUAAAAAAUAGCUUAUACCGUACUAUGGUAUGACGGAAAAUUUUAGUAGUUUUGAAACCGUGACGUUUUAAUACCACGGUAAACCUUAAAACUGGUAACUGGCACAUGCCUAGUUGACAGAAUAUCAUGCAAAAUGCAAUUUUCACAAUAGCUAGACAUUAGAUUUACAGUAGAAACUUUCAGCAUUUAACGUUUCCGGUAUAGCUUUUAUUUUUUUUCCUGUACAAAACCCCCGCAUUAGUUUACAUUUUUCUCCCCACUGGUUUCAGUCCUACAUUUAGGAACAAUCACAUUUUGGGUUCUCCACAGCAAAACAAAUUUGUUCAAAACAAUAAAAAGUUCACAUCUUUUCAGAA
Molecule: messenger RNA, 2865 nt
Organism: Corythoichthys intestinalis (scribbled pipefish)
Lineage: Eukaryota; Metazoa; Chordata; Actinopteri; Syngnathiformes; Syngnathidae
Gene: clul1
Product: clusterin-like 1 (retinal)
Exons: 9
Coding region: 187-1734 (515 amino acids)
Cellular component (GO): nucleus
Molecular function (GO): misfolded protein binding
Source: RefSeq, a predicted model, not a curated record